This is a messenger RNA of Sphaeroforma arctica JP610, 1685 nucleotides long. RefSeq lists its product as hypothetical. Lineage: Eukaryota; Ichthyosporea; Ichthyophonida. The record is from RefSeq and is a predicted model, not a curated record. The transcript has 5 exons. Bases 184 to 711 code for a protein of 175 amino acids.
CCACAUAUGUGUAUUUAUACUCUUGAAAAAGUCUAAUAAAAUACAUAUGUAUGCAUGUUGAUAUUUUGUGUUAUAUCCUUACCAUAACUAAUAUCUGAUUGCCUGUUGCUGUAUAAUUAACUCUAGCAAUCAACUCGGGCAACGGUUGCAGUAUAGUUAGCUCAUUCAGUACUAAUACACAAGAUGCCAUUUGUCAUCGUGAGGACGCGCUCCAGUGGGGCUAUGGUUACUAUUGACGCCCCUCAAAUACUAUUGAAAGCCCUCAAAAGUCUGUGCAUUACGAAGGAGGAUAAGGAAUUGGGUUAUAAGCCCUUCAAGUUCUCAUGGAUCCCCCCACGUGAAGCGUACCGUGGUGGUUUGCAAGGCAAAAUGGAAAAUACACACAUGUCUGUGCGCAAGAUUCUGAACACAAUCGAGGCGUAUGGCUGGGUAUUGGUAUCGACCCAUACUUUCACGGAUACGGGAUCAGAAUACGUUUUGCAGAAUAAUACGCAAAUGGCUUCGGGCUGUGUUCUAGGUGGCGAGCUUCAGGGCAUCCGCAAGUGCUCGAGCUUUGAUGAGCUGGGUGCUGACAAUGUGAAGCUUGGUGGCAACAACCCAUCAGCCCCCUCGCCUUCCACACACUCUGAAUCGCACGAACGAAUCAUGACUCACUGCCACAGCAUCUCGUCUGCCGAUAGUGCCACACACACAGAGCCGCUACAUUCGUAACAGGCCUGCCGGAGAAUAGCACGCACGUAUGUGCCUAUCUGAGAUUGAUUCCGAGGUGUGGAUGUGUGCAGGGAAUUCUUGGAGAGGGGAUAUUAUAAGCCGUGAGAACACACGUUUUAAACAUCAGUGCAGUUGCUGCACAUAGGAUGUAAAUGGGGGGUUUCGAUUACUUGUAGGCGAUAUGAUAUAUAAGGUCGAAGAGACACGCUCACGUUGCCCUGGGGUUGCAAGCAUAAGCUACUUGCAUGGGUAAUCCAUUUGCGAAGCGGAACAUAUCACAUCCUGCACAGUGCCAGAUGAUCGUCAUGCACGCAUACGUAGCACUCCACGUAUGCGUGUACAUGAGUACAACCCAACACGCCACACGCAGGUGCGCAGUUCUUCACGAGAUUCCUCGAUGCCUUACCAGACGAGUGACAAUGAUAUUCCCCCAAGUCGCAUUCGAUAUAUGGACACCGAAGUUUUGAGCAAGAGGGUAUUGCACUGUGGAGACACUUCAUGGACCAAAUAGUGCACACAAUACGGACAGAUCUGCAGUCCUGUACUGUAAGUGGGGGCUAUCAGCUGGCACCGUCUUCGCCUAUCCCUCCAUAGUUCAGGGGUACUUCAAUGCGAACAUAGAGCGUGUGCUGCACAAAUGAUACAUUCGUCAAGGUUACAACCCCGUUCCGUCCGGCAGAGCAGUUGUAUCUGGGUAAAAAUGGGCCGAAGAAUGCAUGCGAGGAGGAAGUGCACACAACUAUGAUAAUCUAAUUGGCUGCGAUCCAGCAGGAAAGUAUUGAUAAAGCAAUACAGCAUGCAUAUUCAUCUAUGCAUCGGUGCUUGUGUCUACUUGGUAUAGUCCAUGCUCUGGCGAUGGAACCGAUUUUAUAUGCGCAUAUCUAUGUUCUAGGCGGCAUCAGGUACUCGAAUUGCCAUAGUCUGGCAAAUGUAUGCUUUUACAUAUAUAAAAUGAAAAGUUCAUGAAAUAGCGA